AUGGCGAGAACCAAGCAGACAGCACGUAAGUCCACUGGCGGCAAAGCCCCCAGGAAGCAGCUGGCCACAAAGGCCGCCCGUAAAAGCGCGCCAGCAACCGGCGGUGUGAAGAAACCUCACCGUUACAGGCCCGGCACCGUGGCUCUGAGGGAGAUCCGUCGCUAUCAGAAGUCCACCGAGCUGCUGAUCCGCAAACUGCCCUUCCAACGUCUGGUGAGGGAAAUCGCUCAAGACUUCAAAACAGACCUGCGCUUCCAGAGCUCAGCUAUCAUGGCGCUGCAGGAGUCCAGUGAGGCUUAUUUGGUGGGUCUAUUCGAGGACACCAACUUGUGCGCCAUUCACGCCAAGAGAGUGACCAUCAUGCCCAAAGAUAUCCAGCUUGCCCGACGCAUUCGCGGCGAGAGAGCUUAAACUAGGAAGCCUUCUUGACCCCAACGGCUCUUUUCAGAGCCACCACACUGUCAACUAAAGGACUUUCUCCAGAACAUCUUACUCGAACAAAGACAUAAUUUUCGUGUCUAACUAUAUGUAAUUUAACCCAGUGUCUUUCAACCACUGUGUUUUUCAACCUUUUUUGAGCCGAGGUACGUUGUUUUCAU
Nerophis lumbriciformis (worm pipefish) is the source of this 599-nucleotide messenger RNA. RefSeq names its product histone H3-like. The record is from RefSeq and is a predicted model, not a curated record. NCBI's taxonomy places the organism in Eukaryota, Metazoa, Chordata, Actinopteri, Syngnathiformes, Syngnathidae. Gene Ontology annotation, molecular function: protein heterodimerization activity; DNA binding; structural constituent of chromatin. Gene Ontology annotation, cellular component: nucleosome.